Molecule: messenger RNA, 1328 nt
Organism: Ooceraea biroi (clonal raider ant)
Lineage: Eukaryota; Metazoa; Arthropoda; Insecta; Hymenoptera; Formicidae
Gene: Pex14
Product: peroxisomal biogenesis factor 14
Biological process (GO): protein import into peroxisome matrix, docking
Cellular component (GO): peroxisomal importomer complex; peroxisomal membrane
Molecular function (GO): signaling receptor binding
Source: RefSeq, a predicted model, not a curated record
CGGUGCAUCGCGCAGACGCAUCAUACGCAUGCACGGUAAUUCUGAUGAUCGGAAAGUAAAAUAUGAUUUGCAUUUUGUAAUGUAGGACUUUGCGCAUAGUAAUGGUGUCUCAUUAGGAAGCAAUAAGGCGCCGAAUGGUCGGGGUCAGAAGACCAGAAUGACUGACCAGGAUACAAAUAACAAUGCGCUCGCGUUACGGGACAGUUUGACAGAGCCGCACGCGUCUCGCUACGCUAUAAUCCACGCUCGCACGUUGAAGGUGAAGACGGCGGCGCAGUUCCUGCAGAAUCCCAAAGUCUCGUUGAGCCCGCUGGCACAAAAGCAGGAGUUCCUUAAGAGGAAGGGACUCACGGACGAGGAGAUCAAGACCGCGUUCAAGCUAGCAUCCAUCGACGCUCCAUCAGUCCCUGAUCGCAAUGCUUUCCACAGUCCAAGCUCGUACACGGCCAUACAGAUGCCACAGGGACCACUUCAUCCCUAUCAUCAGAUGAACGUUUAUCAACCGACCCUUCUGCAAAAGAUCCGGGAUUUCUUCAAUGUCACUGCAUUAAUCGGCGUGACAGCGUACUGUGCCUAUUUAUUUUACAAGAAAUUUAUAUCACCGUUUCUGUUUGGCCGAAAGAAGAAGGAGACCAUACAGGACAAAGUAUCUGAAUUAGACAAGACCGUCCAGGACUCCAUGAAAGAAAUGAGAGAAUUUGUCUCAAAGGUGGAACGUGAUGUGCAAAAGUUGACUCAGCAUCAAGCACUCGACCCAACCAUCCCGCAAUUGGUGCAGGAACUUAAACAAGAUUUAUCUAGUCUGAAGGCUUUACUGCUAUCUAGGAAACAAUUUCCUAGCGCUCCAGCAUCCAUUCCACCAUGGCAGUUGGAAGCAACAAAUGUGAGACAAGAAAAAGCGACCGAACGAGAGGACGAUGCUGGAAGUGGGAGCAGUACGAACAAUUCGGAUAGUUCACUGGAAAUGAUUCGAGAAGAUCCGCCCAAAGAGUAAAUUUAUUUGUUCUAUUGCGCAGUUACUUCCAUGAGAGGAUAGUCUUCUUUAUACAAUUCAACGUCGUCACGUUGGGACAAAAGAAUUGUGAUUUGAAUAUUACAUAUUAAAAAUGUCUUGCUUUUUACUCUCGAAUAGCGGUAGCGUUGAUGUAUAUUUUUGAUGGUGUCGACAGCUUUGCGAACUAUUAACUAAUAAUUUUACUUUUCCAUUAUAAAUGUAAUACGAAGAACUCCGAGGUGAUUGAGGAACGUGUGUUUAUAUAUCGAUUAUUAUACUAUUUUCGUCGCAACAACGUAAAUAAUAUAUCGGCCAAAUAAAUAUACUAGAUGAA